AUGGCGUCUUCCAUGCAGCAAGGUCCCGCCCCCGAGGAUCCAGUUGGAAGUUUGACCAGCAGUGAUCUCAUCAUCACUACCCUUGAGGAUCUGAACGGCAAAGAUUUUAAGCGGUUUAAAGAUAAGCUGUCAGAUUUCUCCUACAAGGACAAACGUCCAGUUCCACGUGGACCUCUGGAAAAUGCAGAUCAGGUUGCUACAAAGAACCUUCUCAUCAGUUUUUAUGGCGAGGCGGCAGCUCUGGAUGUAACGGUAAAGGUCCUCAAAUCAAUCUCUCUCAUGGGACCGGCGGAGGAACUUCGGAUGAAGAUUGGACAACACAGUGUGAUAAAGACACAGUCAUUGGAUAACAGAAUGGAGGGACUUUUCCCAGUUGGGACACAGAAUGGCACCAACCAGAGGACCACCUCACCUCUCUGGGGGAGGAGUUCCCGACCCAACUGA
This is a messenger RNA of Nanorana parkeri, 444 nucleotides long. RefSeq names its product pyrin-like. Bases 1 to 444 code for a protein of 147 amino acids. The transcript has 4 exons. The record is from RefSeq and is a predicted model, not a curated record. NCBI's taxonomy places the organism in Eukaryota, Metazoa, Chordata, Amphibia, Anura, Dicroglossidae.